Podarcis lilfordi (Lilford's wall lizard) is the source of this 32612-nucleotide messenger RNA. The record is from the annotation of a GenBank genome assembly. Lineage: Eukaryota; Metazoa; Chordata; Lepidosauria; Squamata; Lacertidae.
AUGGGCGGUUUGCUGAACUGUGGUUUGCUGAGUGGAGCAGUCAUUGGAGCAAUUCUAGCCAUCCUUGGAGGUGCCUUGAUACCACUUGGAAACUAUUUUGUUGAGAAGACAGUAAAAAAGGUAAUGAGCUUCUAUAAAUCCUGUACUUUUUGCUAUUGUUUUAAUGCCCUCCUUGGUCUCCUUAUUACAGUGCCAUCCCCCAAACACACCUAAAACAAACGUGGGUUUAUGUGUGAAAAGAGUAAACCCUGUUCCAAUACUAAAAAUGAGUUCCAGGAUUGAGAUGCAUGCACAGUGUCCCAAUUCUAUGCCCUUGUUAUGCAUUCUGCUUUAGCUUGUGGACUUUGGCUUUCCAGCUUGAAGUCCUCUCAUCUUUCCGAUCCAGCGAUGGGGUUUUUUUUUGGGGGGGGCGGUGUCCUGUAAUGACAGCCAAUGUAACUUGUGAUAUUCAGAUAAAGGAACUUUCCCAAAUCAAUCUACACCUGUGAAUGAGGGAGGGAGGGAGGGAGGGAGAGAAUACUGAAUUGCAAUUACUUGCUUCCUUUUAAAUGACUUCAGCACUCUAUUCGUGGAUAGGGUAGAGGGUAGAGGGUUGGGAGACCAUUUUACCAAAUCUAUCCAGAUAGAGGAGAAAUUCAACAGUUCCUUGCAAGUGGAGCCCACCAUGUAGUGUCAUUCUGGGGCAUUUUGUGGCAUGUGGAAACAGUGAGAAGUGGCCCUUUUUCUUGAGGAGGGUGAAAGAAAAUAAUAUAAAAAUGACUUCUGAGAAAAUUCAGCUCGGAAAAUCAAAACUUUAAUAUCCCAUUCCAUGCUCUUUGGUAUGAAUUUGGAAUGCAUUUAAUGAAAUUUGAAGUUUCAGGCUGACAAGACGAAACUUUCCACACAACUUUCUUCUGGGCACUGGAACCUGGGGCAUAUUCCUAACCCCCCACCCCCACACUGAAUGUUGGCAUGCAUAUGUCAACCCUGACAAUCUCUGCUUAUGUUCAGAAACUUGAACACCAUGAUAAAUGUUGACUCUCAUUGAAUUCUGGUUGGCACCAGAUCAGUGCAGAUCAAACUGAGGAAUUUGUUUUAUUUUUGGCCCUUGGAGAAAUUCAUUUGGGAUUGUUGGCGUUUAUUCACAUGUGAAUUUCAGUGUUCACUAGAGUUUAGAUGUUCACUGUACACACUACAGCCUAACAUUCAUAGAAUCAUAGAGUUGGGCCAUCGAGUCCAACCCCCUGCCAAGCAGGAAACACCAUCAGAGCACUCCUGACAUAUGGUUGUCAAGCCUCUGCUUAAAGACCUCCAAAGAAGGAGACUCCACCACACUCCUUGGCAGCAAAUUCCACUGUCGAACAGCUCUUACUGUCAGGAAGUUCUUCCUAAUCUUUAGGUGGAAUCUUCUUUCUUGUAGUUUGGAUCCAUUGCUCCGUGUCCGCUUCUCUGGAGCAGCAGAAAACAACCUUUCUCCCUCCUCUAUGUGACAUCCUUUUAUAUAUUUGAACAUGGCUAUCAUAUCACCCCUUAACCUCCUCUUCUCCAGGCUAAACAUGCCCAGCUCCCUUAGCUGUUCCUCAUAAGGCAUCGUUUCCAGGCCUUUGACCAUUCAAUUGUAUGUUAACAAGAGCACGUUAUUGAGAAAGUUAAUUUGACACCCCCCCACUAAUAAUAUACAUCUCAAAUCUGUGAGCAUACAGCUACUUUCUUCAAACACUGAAUACUUGGGGUGAUCAUUGAAUGCUGUAAGUGAAAGUCCACUUGUGCAAUGAGACUUGCCUUCCUAUCUUUUCCAUAACCUUUUCUGGAGGGUCUGCUACCCCUACAGAGCUGAUUUUAGAAGGACACAAGGGGCUUCAAUGGGGAAGAGAGGAAGGAGAGUCCUCUUUCACCAGGUGAAGUCCAUUCUGCUGGUGGAUGGUUUCAGCUAGAUAUCACAUGGAGUGUUUAAAUAUAUAUUAGUUGCCAACAGCAACAUGCUUUCUCAAUCAUCAUUUAACAGCCUUAUAAAGCAUUAUUCCAUGUUGCUAAAGACACUGACAGAACGGAAGCUUUAUUUGAAUCUGGGAUCUGCUAGUUUUCAUUUUCUUCUGCCUGCCUGCAUUGACCCAUUUUAUCGGCACUGUACAGGAGUGCCAGCUUCACCCUGCAACGGUAGGUGCCCUGGGCUGUGGCUGCCGUGCAGCAUGCAUGGCCCUGGCCCUGAAAUUUGUGGGUGCUUAGGCAUCCAGAGCCCCAGGGAGCUGGCACCUAUGGCGCCGUAGAUGACAUUUGAAAAGUGGUUUGCUUGAAAUUUCUGAAACCCGGUUACAAGCCAUGUGAGAUCUUAGGGGGUGGAGUUUAUAGUCAAUUUAAAAACUAUCCCCUCCCCCCCCAAAAAACCCCACUGUAAAGUGCAUGUUUAUGUACUGCUGUGUGCUGAAUUUCUCUGGUAUCUUGUUCAAGAGCCAACAUUUCAUAACACUUACCUUUUUAUCGGUAGCUAAUCUUUAUGGCACAAUACUCCGUGGUUGGUUCCAACACUGUCAUAAAAGCUAGGGAACUUGACUUUAAAUACAGAUAAAAUGGGUUUCACUCUGAGAAGAUGGAAUCAGCUGGUGGGAUACUAUAUAAAAUGGGUUUUUGCUCAAUAUUAGCUGCGGCAGAAUUAUUACUAAAGUGUUUUUCCAAUAAAUAACUUUUGAUUUCAAUUACUCUUUUUGCUCUUAGAGCAAAAUGAGUUCCAAUGUCAUGGAUAUUUUUUUUAAAGCAUUGAGGCAUCCUAAAAUUUUAGAAAGCUAAAUUCAGGCUGGAGGCUAGAAUAUUGUUGCUACUGAAGUAUGUUUGCCUUCCUGAUAUGAAAUACAUUUCUUUGAACAGUGGUUUCCAAAUGGGCUUUUAAAAAAUGGGUUUAAAAAAACCCUGGGCUUACUCUAAACUGCUUGGAGUUCCUCCAAUGACAAUAUCAAAGGGGUUUGCCUAUAAUUACUAGUCUUUUCAGAGGAGGAAGAGGAGGAGGAGGAGGAUUCUGGGAUGCAUUCUCAGUUCAUGCAAAGUGAUCGUUACGCCCAACAAGCUUGGCCAGAUCUCCAUAUGAACUAUAUGUUUCCUAGAACACUUCCCAGGAAGCUUUACUCAGCAGGUUAGUUACUUGCUUAAUGUUUUUUGUUGUUGAAACACACCGGGUGCUCCCAGAGGGUGGAUGUUGUGGGAUUAGUGUUCUUCAAGCAUUAAAGUUUCUUUGAAGCAUCCACAUGAUAUUUUAUGUUUACCUGUUUUUAAUAUUGUUUAGAGCAUUUGCUGCCUGCUUUUUAGCCAAGAAGGCUCCCAGAAUGACUUAUGCACAGUCGAUUAAAGCAGGGGGAGGGGAGCCAUGGAUCAGUCUCGCCCCCACCCCCCUGGGAUCCAAUAUGGCUUGUGAGGUCAUUUCACCCAAACCAUGCACACCUGUCAAUCAGUUGACAUCACUUGUGAUAUCAGCUGGUGGGUGGGAAUGUGGGGCUCAAUUCUGCACUGUUGUGGGUGUCUGAUCCCAGCAAAAUUUAAACAGCUUAGCAGUCUACAGGUGAUGGUUUAGCCCUGCAUAAUUUGGCCAAGCCAUCUUUGGGAAAAAUGUACACAGCCAAAGGAAGCAGCAAACCUCCCCCCCCCCCCGGUCUGCUUGCUUUUAACUGCAUGCACCUGAUCUCUGGGAAGGGGCGACUGGUGAAAGCAAGCAGACAUCAUUGCAGAAAGGAGAAGUACCAUCUCCUUAGAACUGUUUUGGGGAGGUUGGACUGUGCAGAAGGGUUUAUCGUUCUCCUUUCCCUAGGAGGCAUGUAUUGAAAAAGGGUUAAGUUCUGCUCAGUUUUACUGCAUGUAGCUCCCCAGGAAAGUAGAAAAAGAACUGCUUUUGCAAGUAACAGUCUUCCCCAAGUGCUGUGGUGAGGGUCCCAUCCACAUGCCAAUCUUGCCACACAAUGAUGAUAUCACAUGACUGACAGGUGGGUGAUCCCUCCCACAUGUCAAAGUUGACCUGCCAGGCUGAUCCUGACCAGCGACACUAAACACCUGACUUCUAGUUGAGGCCAGUUGGACCUCUGUAAUAUGACAGUGGUGCUUAUGGGGUCUGGAAUCAUCCAUUUAAGAUGUAUACCAUUGCCAAUCCAAAAACUGCAUUAUAUCUCUUCCACAUACAGAUACUGGGGUUCCAUAUAAAAUGUUUGGUACUGCAUGUGGGAAAUAGAGUUGGUAUGAGCAGGGAGCCACAGUGCUUGGAAAAAAGUAGACCUUAGAACCUGAACACACCCACAAAGAGCACAUUUUAAAAUAUUUACUGUGACCCACAUGAAGAGCAGUCUUUCGGUGUUAGGACUCAGAAGUGGAUUGGCAGCAUUGUACAGAUCUCUUGGCUGAUUGUGUUUGUGCUCUUGAACAGUCACUCAGUCAAUACUUUUGAAGUGUUGCCCAAAAACUGAUGAAAUUGUGUUCUACUGGGGCUUUCUUGUAUUUGCAAUUUAAAUUACUUUGGGUUUUGUUUUGUUUUUUAAAAAAGUUCAAAGGGAAGAAUUCAACUUUGUCCUAAGGUGCUCUUUCUGCCAAGGUAAGCAUUUUUGCUUGUCAGAUGGAACUAUCCCAGCUUUCCUCCGAUUGUGUUCUGUUCCGGGGGUUCCCCAACCCCCCAAGUCAAUUUCAGGGACACAGCAGGACAUGGUGUGAGGAGAGGAGGAAACCCCAUUGCUCAAGCAGAUGCCAUUGCACAGGGCUUCCCCUGAUGGGACUUGUUGAAUUCUGCCCAGUAUUUUUAGGGGAAAUCUUUGAACUAUUUGUAGGACAUCAGCUUUUCUACCAAAGGAAGCUGAGGUCUGUUCAGCAUAGAACUUCCUUAAGUCAUCUGUGGCUCCACUGUACUAUUCUUGUUUCCUGUGAUUUUUGUGUGCCGAUGAAACACAGCUUUGCUAAUGUGUCAGAUUUUCUGCCCCCACCUCCCCUUCCACCCAGUCCCCCAUCUUCAUCUACCUGUGUGAUUUCUGCUUAGAUGUCCUGCGCCAUCUUGGAAAUGUCUAAAUAUAGAUUGUAAGCUUGUAAUGUCUAAAUAUAGAUUGUAAGCAGAGCAGGAAUUGGGCUCUUUGCAUUUGUAUGUUCUGUAAAGCAUCACACAUGGUGAUAGAGCUGCAUACAUUAAAGCAGAGGUUUUCAACCUUUGAGUCCACGGCUCCCUUGACCAACUGCAUUAUUUCUGUGGCAGCCCUGUGGGGCUCAGGAGCCCAGUUGUGUCACCCCUUGCCUGCAGAGCUGGCAGCCUCUCACCCGUUCUCAAACACCCUUCCUUGUGGGAUGUUCUCUCAGCCUCCUCUCCCUUCUCCUUGGGAGUCCUUCGGGCAGCUCCUGCUUUCAUCCCUGGUCUCUGAGCUUCACCCCCCCACCCUAAAGAGAGGCACCUCCCAGAGGCACCAAUUGCCUGCUGAGCUUAUAGCCAGGGUUGCUGUGCAAGCCUUUGGGAGGCAGAGACGCAAGAGGGCAUUGGAGAAGGGAGGGAAGGAAAGAGGGACAGGGGACAGUAUUGCCUGUGGCACUCCUGACCAACCUUCAAGGCACCCCAGGGUGCCAAGGUACAUGGGUUGAAAACCACUGCAUUAAAGUGUUCAAUGUCCAGCCUUCAUCCUUGUUCUGAGAAUCUGUGUUGGGGAAACUCUGGAAGCAACACUGUCCUCCGAGACUUUGCAAUACUUGACUGUGUUUAAACAAAUGCAAUAUAGCAGGCUGGUAGUUCUGAACAGAAGCUUCAAAUUAAAGCGUAGGACUCCAGGGCAACCUGAAAUGUCCAGGUGUGUAUAGAGUAUCAUCCAAGAAACUAAGGUGUGCCCAUAUCUCUAUUAUUUAAGAGGCUGAACUGCAAUUAAGCUUCCCAGUAAGGGGUAAUUUUCUUUAACCAGCUUAGGUUUCGGUGGCUGGUGGCAAGAAAAUGUAAAGGAAACUGAAACGGGCUUGUUUGGGGUUUUGGAAGUAGGGAAGGAGAUUGCUAAGUGGAAUUGGCACAAAGGUUUUAAACUAGAUGGAUGGAGUUCCUGUGUUCUCGUUUAGAAAUGGGUUGGCAAAAGGGGCUUUUUAAUGUGGCAUUUUUGUCAUAUUUCCUUGAAUUGCUUACUCCAGAAUGAGCAGCCAAGUAGCCAAAUUUUUAUUGUCAGUCUAGAUAAUUCUUUAGCACUACUGGAAGGCAUACCAAUAGUAUUGCAAUGUGUGGUGCUAUUUUAUCAGUUUUGGCCUCCCCUUCUGAUCUUUAAAUAGUGGCUUGCUGAAGAUUGACUAGCUUUACGGAUUACCAGGGACAACACGGCCCAAGCCCUUUAGUCACUACACUGACACUCAUGUUUAAGUGUCACAAUCUAAAGGAAGCAAGACAGAACAAGCAAUAUUAUCCAUAGCACUCUCGGGUCAGUUUCUUGAUUUUCAUAUCUGAUAGGCAGCAUCUGGUGAGGUUUUUGUUUUGCAAAGAAUGCAGUUCUUCAUGAAAACUUAUUCUGCACACUGCUAUCUACUGAUUUGAAAAGUGGCCUGACUUUGCCCUUGGCUAGAUAAAUAAAAUGACUGCAAGCUAUUCUGAGAUAACGACUUGUGUUGCGUAACUGACUUGGGUUACUCAGUUUAACGGGGGGGGGGGGGGAUGUAGUUCAGAUGCCCCUACCAAAACUUGUAACAGUUAACUCAUCUCUGUUCUACAAAAGUGAGAAAAAGCAGCUCAUGAGUGUACUGCAUCAGACUCCUGAUCCAAGAAAUACGAUGGCAUGUGUAGUUCUAUAUAAUGGAAUUGUGGGUGAUUCCCCACUUCUUCCUCCAUUUCAUCUCCAUAUUUGCUUCUGUUAGGGGUGUGUAAAGGUAAAGGGACCCCUGACCGUUAGGUCCAGUCGUGACCAAUUCUGGGGUUGCGGCGCUCAUCUCGCUUUAUUGGCCGAGGGAGCCAGUGUACAGUUUCCGGGUCAUGUGGACAGCAGAACUAAGCCGCUUCUGGCAAAACCAGAGCAGCGCACAGAAAUGCCGUUUACCUUCCCGCUGGAGCGGUACCUAUUUAUCUACUUGCACUUUGACGUGCUUUCAAACUGCAGGGACCGAGCAACGGGAGCUCACCCCGUCGCGGGGAUUCAAACCGCGACCUUCUGAUCGGCAAGCCCUAGGCUCUGUGGUUUAGAUCCAGGUCCAAUUCAGGGAGAGUGGCCGGCAGGAGGGCCAAUUGACCAGGGCCUCAAGCUCAAAAGUGGACCUCAAAUGUAGACACUUGUUAAUGUUUUGGCAUUUGAUCAGUUUUGCGACUUGUUUUUAUGUGCAUUGGACCAAAAUGUGACACGGUCUCUCAGCUUUGAGCUGCAAAUUAUAGCAAAUAAGAGAUGUGAUUUGGUAGAAGGCAUAAUUAUUCUCUUAGCUAGUAUGUCUCCCAGUCUUUUUUUUGCAGUUUUAUUCUGUCUUCAUUCAUCAUCAUCAUCAUCAAUUUUAUUUAUACCCCGCCCUCCCUGGCCAGAGCCAGGCUCAGGGUGGCUAACAUCAGUAAAAUUACAGUAAAGUCCUGAGUCAUUGUUUCUUAUUUUUAUUGUGGCAAGGGACCUUAAGGACUGGAAGUGGCCUGGGCCUCUCUGGACCUCUGAGAAGUCUUGCAUACAUCUGUCUGGCACUGAGUCAAGUGCUACUAUGCAGCCCAGAACAACUGUCACAUUAAACUAGCUUAAAACAAGCCACAGUUUAAUGUGGAGUUCUUGCAGUGCUUCUCCUUUACACUUGCUGCUGCAAUGUUGCAGAUGAAAGAAGCCACAGACUGAAUCUGGGCUCUUGGCUCAUUUCUCUCCAAACUGUGAGCAGUAGCCAAGGUUUGUUCUUGACUUACCAAUCAUGAGCCCAAAUUCAGAUGACACAACAAGCCAGACUCUGGCUUGCUUCAUUUGCGGCAUGACAGGAUUGCUGUAGGAGCCUUUGAGCACCGUGCACAACUUUGCUGCUGUUUCACAUAGUAAUAUAGUUCAUUUUACAAAAGCAACUUUUGCGGAGCAACAAUCAGUUAUAGGUUAAAUGUACAUUUUUGCAAGGAGUAUCAAGACACUGUUGAAAACUGGAGGGAAUUUUUGGCAAUGUUAAAAGAUCUUCAGAAACAUUUUGGAACAUAUCUGACUCCUCACCUGUGAAGAAUGGCUACGUGCGUUGUGGAAAUACACCAAGUGAACAUGGUUGAACAAUUGCCAACUUUUAAAAAAUAGAAAACAAUCUGGGAAAUUUGCCAGCAUUUUAGUAUAAAUUUCUCCUAAUCAACACAUUUUUGCAUGCAAUUUUGACUAACGUACACAUUCCCCCAAAUAUAUAAUGCAUUUUUGUAUACUAUUACUUUCACUUUUACAUUUGCACACUUUCCCUUAAAAUAUGCAUUUUUGUAAAUAUUAUGUGGUUGGGGAGCUGCACUGCAAAACUUGUAAGUGCAAAUUUUGAAAGAUGGCAGUUUUCAUAUGGUUUUGGCAAGUGCAAAUUUGAUAGAUCUACAUUUGAAUGUGAACCAAAUAAAUUUUCUCACCCAUCCCCCACUUUUGACUGCUGCAGUAGGAUUUCCCCUACAGACUAAAAAAACUCAUGUGUAGGUCAAUAACUAGAUGUACAGUGAACUGGAGUUGCUUCUGGCAGUGCUGAGUAAAUAAGGAAGGCACCCAGAAUGCUCAUCUAAAUUACCGUAUUUUUUACUCUAUAAGACUCACUUUUUCCCUCCUAAAAAGUAAUGGGAAAUGUGUGUGCGUCUUGUGGAGCGAAUGCAGACUGUGCAGCUAUCCCAGAAGCCAGAACAGCAAGAGGGAUUGCUGCUUUCACUGCACAGCGAUCCCUUUUGCUGCUCUGGCUUCUGGGAUUCAGAGUAUUUUUUCCCCUUGUUUUCCUCCUCCAAAAACUAGGUGCGUCUUAUGGUCUGGUGCGUCUUAUAGAGCGAAAAAUACGGUGAUUUUAGAACAAGCCCUCUUUCUGGCACUGGGUGCCAUUUUGGCUCAGGGAAGGGGAAGCUGUUGCCCUCUGGGUGUUCUGCACUGCAGCUCCCCUCAUCCCUGACCACUGGGCUUGCUGGCUGGGUCUGAUGGAAAGUUCAACAAAACCUGGAGGGUCACAAGUUCCCCAUCCCAGGUUUAGCCUAACAAUCCUAGUUUAUUUCUCUUUGAGAUUUCUAUUGCAUAUGAGAGACUGACAACAUUUAGCGUAGCCACAGGAAUGCAAGCCUCAAAGUGUUUCAGGCAAUAGCCAUCACUACCAGCAGGUUAUUUUAAAAUGGCAUAUAAGUAACUUCCAAGUAGAAAGUAACAAUUUUGUUUUACUAUUUUUUUCUUCCCACAUAAAAAUGCUUGGUCUUGCAGAAUAUGCAAAGCCCUUUUGCCAGGAAUUGCAAGAACACAAUAGUCUCUCUCGCCCACUUACCUCUGCCACAGUUUCACAGUUUCAAGAAAAAAGAGGAAAAAUAGGAUACACAGGAGCUGCAUGUGUAUGUGCAGAUACACACACACACACACACACACACACACACACACACACACAAUGUGAUGCAUUGAAUGUGAUCCAGCCUUUAUAUUUAUCCUGCUUUAAGAGUGUUCAGAAUUAAUAAGGAUGUUGCUAACUUGACCAACUCAGUCAAAGGCCAACCCUCAGUGCUGGAGUGCAGAAGGUCUCUGGGUCAGACUGAGUAAGCCUCCUGUCUGAUACCUCAGAGAGCUGCUGCCAGUCAGUGCAGGAAACACUGACUCAUCCAUUGGUCUGGCUCUAUAUAAGGCAGGUUCCCUGGUUCCACAUUCACGGAUGGAAUGUUCCCUUGUAUCUUGGGUGCUUCCUCCCUCUUGCUUGGUUUCUGACUUGCCUUGCACACCCACCCCGAGUUCUCUGACUCCAACAAGGCUUCUGAGUUGACCGCUAAGGAAAAGAUGAUGUCUCUCUGUAGGAUAGGAAUGACACACUGUGCAACAUCAGUGGACGGUUGACACAAAGAGUGCUUUGAGAAGGUGGGUCUCUCUAGGCUGGUCUUCCUCUUGACUUCCUCUGCAUCUUGAAAUGUGUUUCCUUCCCUGGUAGGCCAGUUUAGGACUAGUCCCAGCUUUUGUUUACAUAAGCCAGGAGAUGAAGCAGAAUAGUCACUAUGUUUUUUAAAAAAUUGAAUUCAGCUUCAUUGGAUGUCCCCAAGUUCUAGAAGAGGAAAAGUAAUUUGAUAAGGAUAUAAUAUAAAUUCUCACUGAGGGUGCAUGGUGUAAUUGAGAUGCUUCUUAUUGCAGGUUUUCCCAUGCAAAUCUAGACGCCUUUUUCAUAGGAAAAAGCUCUAGGAGAAAGUUGUUCUUCCUAACAGGCUGCUUUUCUCUGUGUGGAUCAUAGGGAAAACCUGAGGUCCCACCUGCACCUUGAAGUGGGAGACCUGCGUCUCAGGAAUACCGUCACAGAAUUCUCUAAAUAAAAUGACUGAAGGCUUGAAUUUCCUGUCCAACCUCACAGGGCAGGGGAGUGGGGAGCAUUUUCUUUGAUGUAUAUUUCAGGGAUAUGAUCGGAAUGGCAAGUGCUAGCAUGUGCACCCUGGCUUUUUAUUGCUUCAUGUUGAUGCUGUUAACACCCUUUUAAUCUGUUUGUAGAGAUUAAGGGUUGUUCUGGAAAGGGCAAGGAGGCCUUUGCUAUAGGCUGGUUCUGAAUGUUGAAUUUUCAUCGGGGUGACUGUUGCUCCAUCCCUUCCAGUUGUGGCCCAAAUCAGGCUGCCAGAUGUGUUUACCAAACAGCCUGACUUCCCGCUCAAGGAAUUAACUGUACCUCUUAACAUGGGAUGAGCAAUAGGAGAAAACGGCUGUCAGCUGUUUAGCCGCAGUUAGUGCCAGUGAACUUUCUGUAUGUUUGUGUCUCAUAGGUCAUGUAAAGAUGGCCUUUUUCCCUCUGAAGGCCUUAUCCAAAGUCCCAGACAAAGCAUGUUGACCUUUCCCCAGUAGAUUCCCGACUUUUCAUUUCAACUCCUCCUCCUCUUUCUCAGUGCUCCACAUAAUCCCUGGCCUCUUGGGACCUGCUCAGGGUUGAAAAGCUGCAAAUGUUGAGUCAGGGUGACACGAGUUUGUAAGAGAGUACAUGAACAAGCAAGUCUAUUGCCAUCAGGAUUUUGCCUUCUGGAGCACUUCAGGCAGAUCCUGUGACAAAGCUUUUUAAAUAACAAAAAUGGGUUGCCUUCUCUAUCAAGUUCUGCUACCUUCCCCCCCCCCAAUGCAUCUUACAUUUCCUUUCUGUCUGGCUGUCUGUAAAGGGACUAUGAACUCUGAAGUGCAGUGGUUCCAGCAUUCGAUGGAGUUGUGGCAUUUGCUUAGCAGGUUUUGACAGCAUUGGGAAACGCACACAAAGUGCAUUGUCUGACCCUGAAUAGCUGAUGUUCAGCUCAGUGCAGUGUAUGCCUGCUGUACAGACACAAUCCUUGGUUGCAUAUUUUGGAGUGAAGGUUAAGUCCUUGGCAAAAAGAUGAAGCAAUUUCCCACAGGAGCCUUGUGAGGACUUGCUCAAAAGUUGCUCUUUUGCAAACUUUGAAAAGACAUGUGAAAAUCCUUCCUUUUUUCCACUCUGUCUUCAUUUCCUGUUGCUUUAAAAAAAAAAAGGUAGUUCAGACAAAUGAUUUCUGAAUGGAAACCGAUUUUUCUAUUGGGAUGAAGAAAUGAAACCAGCUAUAUACAGGUCAGAAAAGAUGGUGUCAGGAGGGGGAGAGGUGAAUAGAUAUAAAAUAGGACUGAAAUUUUGCAGGUUUGAUCCUUCGGAAGGGUAAUAGUUUGACCCGAAUUUCAUGGGAUCUAAAAUACAAAAGUUAUAAGUGACAGAAGAUUGGUGGGGUGUCCAUUGAAUUAAAUGGGAAAUGAAAGUGAAUGAACUGCUUCAGUUGUUAAAAUGAAUAAAUUAUAGAAUUAAUGAUAGUUUAUUCUAUCUCCACGCUUCAGUUGUCACUUGAGUAGUGAAGCCAAGAGGCAAGAUGAGUAUCGCCAAAGUUAUGUAUUUAAUAUCACUUUAAAAAUGCUAAGGCCAAAACCUUGGGGGGUUGUUUGUAUUAGCCCUUCUGUCUGCACAGAAGAUUCUGAUCUGCUAUUUUCUUCUUCUAAUUUAGAAAUUAGGUCUAAUUAACUUUCAGGCAAUGUGCUAAAGUCUACUUCGAAAAUCGUGGAUUUAAGUUUUCACUUUCUUUUCUUCAAAUAAGAUUUUGUAUCACUAUCUGUACAUUACUAGUUCAGAGUCUUCAGUAAUUCUUAUUAUUCUCUUAACUUGCAGGAUUAUCCUGACAAAGUGUGUUUCUCUGAUUUGGGAAAGACCAGUCCUAGAACAGCUAUUUAUAAUUGAUGAGCACUAUUUUAGGGAAUGUUGAAGGAGAAUCUUGCUAGAACCACCACAACUCCUACUGCUUGUCAAAUAAGAUAAUUUUAAGGCCACUAUUCCUUAAUGCAGUACAGUAGUUGAAAUAGUUUCUCUUGACUUCACUAGAAGCUCCCCCUGCCCUUUCUUCCCUUCUCACACCUACAUAUUGACCUGGAAUCAAAAGGAACAGAGUUUAAAUCUGCACUGAUAAAUGGAGCACUUAGUUAAAAUGUUUCCUAAGAUGUAUUAAUCAAUUAUUAGUUUGAGCAAUUAUAAUCUACUUUUAUAAUGUAUUUUCCAAUUCUUGUGUCCUUUUUUUGUUUAAAAAAAGUAACUUUUUUUUACAUCAGGUUGAAAUGUAUGAAGGUUCACACUACUGUAUUAGCCUGAUUGGAGGGAGCACAGCACACAACACUCCUCCUUUUCUCCUUGUUCUUUUCUUCUUCCAGGAAACAGUCAUUGAAAAUGGUACAAUUGCAUAUGAGAACUGGCUUGUACCCGGGAGUCCAGUCUAUAGGCAAUUUUGGUUCUUUGAUGUGCAAAACCCAAAAGAAGUAAUGGAAAAUGGAUCGCAUCCAAUACUCAAGCAGAAAGGGCCUUACACUUACAGGUAGGCAAGGUUUUUUGUGUUAAAUGUGUGUCUCCUUCUGUUCUUUUUUGAGGGUGGGUUGGUGGGCAGACCUGAUUAUUCCAAAUCUGCUGGUUCUAGUGUUGUGCCAAAAACCUCUUCUCCAAUUACACAAAAGUCUUCUGUGAAAAAUGAGUCACCCCUCCCACCCCCUGUGUUUUUCCUAAUACCGUAUUUCUCGCUCCAUAAGACACAUUUUUCGUCCUAAAAAGUAAGGGGAAAUGUGAGUGCAUCUUAUGGAGUGAAUGGCGCUGCACAGAGAGGGAGAGCUGUGCAGCGCCCCUUCAGCGAAGCACCUGUCCUGGCUUCUGCCUUAGCCACGCACAGCCUCUUCCGGGCAAGGGGAGCCUUCAUCCUGCUACCCGGGAGAGGCUUGGCGCCACUAUCCCAGAAGCCAGAACAGCCAGAGGCUAUCCCAGAAGCCAGACCCCUCUUGCUAUUCUGGCUUCUGGGAUUCAGAAUAUUUUUUUUCUUGUUUUCCUCCUCUCAAAACUAGGUGCGCCUUAUGGUCUGGUGCGUCUUAUGGAGCGAAAAAUACGGUAGUCUUGCUGGGUUCAGGACUGAGUUUACCCUGUCUUUGUGAGGUGGCUAUCUUUCUAUUAAACACUCAUUCAGACUCCCAAGCAGCCUUCAUUUCCUGAUUUAUUUAUUUUUAAUCUCCAUGAGAGGAACUACUUUUUGUUGCCUUCCCUGAGCUUUAGUUGGGGAAACUGAGUUUGGCCACCAACCUCCAUUGCACUAUUUUCAUCUUUGUUUUGAAGGAGAACAAACCUUCAUCUUCACUUUAAAAAGAAUAAUAACAAUAAUAACGAAGCCCAGCAGUCAAGUGCACAGUAGCUGGCACCUCUGCCUUCCCCUGCUUAUGGGACAGACUGGCUGAUGUCACUGGGGAGGUUGCAGGAAGUGCACGUGGGUGGGACGGCUGAACAGUUCAGGUCACUGAAGAGAUGAUUUGUAAAGUAAAACAAGUGUAGCACCCCUCGACCACCCCAGAACAACAAAAACCCUGCACCCAACCUAUGACUUAGAAUAGGUAAAAGAAAGGACUUCUUCCCACAACACAUAAAUUAUGGACCCUGCUCCCCCAGGAGGCAGUGAUGGCCACCAACUUGGAUGGCUUUGAAAGAGGAUUAGGCAAAUUCCUGGAGGAGAGGACUAUUGAUGGCUAUUAGCCAAGAUGCCUGAGCUCUGCAGCAAUGCUGUUGAGUACCAGUUGCUGGAAACGACAGGAGGGCAGAGGGCUCUUGUGCUCAUGUUCUGCUCCCUGGUAUCCCACAGACACCUGGUUGGCUCCUGUGAGUGCAGAAUGCUGGCCUAGAUGAGCCACUGGCCUGAUCCAGCAGGCUCUUCGGCUCUUAUGUAAAAAAUUUUUGGGGGAACUCUUCUGAAAGUAUUGACUUGAGCUGGAUUUAUGCACAGAUACGUGUUCAGGAUUACUAUAUAAAACUCAUUAUGAGGGCAAAUUUAAUGUGGCCUUAAAUAUGCAUUGCUCGGCUUUAUUUUCUCACUGCCUGCUGCUCCCCACUUGUAACAAAGGUUCUUUACAGUAACGGGGUAAGAAUAAAAAUAAAGCAUAGGAGCACUUUUUGGAGGUGAUGUCUGUGUUGUCAUAAGGUGGUAUUCAACUAAGUUUAACUCAGAGCAGACUCAUUGAAAUUAACCAAUAAUCAAUAAUAAAAAUAAGUCAUGUUCAUUACUUUCAGUGGGUCUAUUCUGAGUAAAACUUAGUUGGAUACCACCUAUAUAUAUAUUUUGUACAAAGCACUGCAAUGAAAACUUAUACCCAAAGGAACCCUAAAGAUGUUGAGUGUGUUGGGUAGAGGGAAUGCUCUGGCACUGGGAAGAAAUGGUGAUUCAGCUGGCUGGUGUUAAAUCGGCAUUCUUUCAAUUCAGCUUUUGCAGUUAAAUUUCUUCUUUGAUUUCUAAGGGUGCGCUAUUUGAAGAAAGAAAACAUCACUCAACAUAACGACUCCACAGUGUCUUUCUACCAGCCAAACAUUGCUCUCUUUCAGCCUGAUCUCUCAGUUGGGCCAGAAAACGACACUUUCACAAUAGUCAACCUUGCCGUUGUGGUACGUAAGCCAGGCAAAUUUCCUAAUUAUGUAACAUUCAAACUUUCUCAUCUUCAGAUUACCUUUUUCUCACAAAUGCACAGGUUGAGUAAUGAGGACAAAAGUUGUCCUCCAGCUACAAAAUUAAAUCAGUUAAGAAAUAGUGUGGUUGUCUUUUUGUUUUCUUUUUCCACCACAGAAAAGGCACUGUGUGGAGUUUGCGUGAUUGUAGCCAUACUCUGCUGCUUGAGCCCUCUUUGCCUUGGCCGCUGGGGAUAGAGAACCUUUCGCAAAUCCCUUGUCCAGCCUAUACUUGGCUUCUAUGACAAGGCUACUAACAAUGGUGCCAAUUAGUGCCAGAGUGAGGCAUCUCCAGAGUCAUCCAGCCCUACUGAGACUGUAGCUCUUAAGAAAAGCACAUUGCCAAACCCCCUUGGGGCCUGAUUUGUAGAACGAUACACUGCAUGUUUGCAUCAAUUUGAAUUGUUUGUUUCUUUAUACGGGAAGAGUGUUUCACCCUUCUAAAACCCUCUGAUUGCACCACAGUAGCGCUAAUUUCUUCCAAAGUUGACUGCUAAAACUGGUAGGGCUGGGAAUAACUUUCAUUUUCCCAGAUUAGAAUUUGAGGUUAGAGAUCUGGUGAUUAUCUUGAUCUAAUGAGACUACUUUUCUUUGUGAACUGAUGUUAAAGCUGCAUAGUUAUUGAUGAUUAGGUGAAUAUAGUUAUGUGAAGGGCUUGAAAUUAUCUCAGAAAUCUUGAGCAUCCCUGUAAUAGGCCCCUCCCUUCUUCUCUCUCUUCUGAGGCUGAGAAAGUAGUAGCUAAGUGUUGUAGGUAAGAUUGGAUUGUCAACUGUGGUGCAGUUGCUCCAUUGAUUGGCUGUCUCUCCCUUCUCCAAUAUUUACCAGAAAUAUCCCUUCAGGAAUUAUAAUGCUCCAUUCUAUUUUUAGGGGCAGAAAUGAAAGGUGUUGUGGGCUCUCCAUUAUAGUUGGGAGAGCCAGGAUGGUGUGGGGGUUUCUGCAUCAGAUUAGGAGUGGGGAGACCAAGCCUGAAAUCCCCACUCAGCUAUGAAGCUCACUUGUGGCCUUGGGCCAGUUGCCAUUUCUCAGUCUCACCAAUCUCUCAGGUUGUUGUGGGGACACAAGGGAGUGUGUGGGGAGAAUCAUAUUGGCUAGAAUUCUUGGAGAAAAGGUGGGAUUUAUGCACCUUUCUGCAGAGCCGUAGCUACGGGGGUGGGGGGGGCUAUCCCAGAUGAAGCCUCCAGAGGAGCACCAUUGAGGCUUCCAGCCAAACUGGGUUUUUGACCCAGGUGAAAAUGAGCCUAGUUUUGACGCUGCCUUUCUGUUACAAAUAGGUUUCAUUGCAUCUUGACUCUAUCAGCUUCCCCUUAAAGAAUCCUGGAAUUUGUAAUUUUGUGAGGCCCUAAGAAUAUGCUCUUUAGAGAAACCAGUUUCAUUGCUUUAGUCUAUCACGGUACCCUGGGAGAAAUAAGUUUGCAGCUGGCCUUGCAGUUGCCAACAUAGAAGUUUCCUCCUGGCCCUUCGUUGUCUGAAUGAUGAGCAACUUUCAUAAUACUGUACAGCCUAUAAAUAAAUUCUGUAGCAAAUGGAAGAGAACAGUGAAGCUGUGUAUCAUGUGGCUCCACACUUAGAGCCUUAAACCUCAGUUUCCUCUUUCCUUCUCACAGAUUAGAUAUCCCUAAUGUAGACAACCACCAUAUUCUGUCAUACUUAAUAGCAUGAAAUCAUGUCAAGCAAUUAGAUUCAUUGUAGAAUCAGAAGUUGGAAGGAUCUUCGAUUUGUGUGUGUGUGUUUAAAAAUCCAGACAUAUUUUUUCCCUGGAAGACUAGGGCAGGUUUCUAGUUCUUUUUGUACAUGGUGGGCUUUUAAAACAUUGGGGAAUGCUUCAAGAUUUCCUUCCAAAAUGAAAUACAGCAGACAGUGCACCAAAAUGUGAACCAUGUCACUGCUCUGAUUCCAAUCAACCGUAAUGCCUAUCACUAAUGUUCAAAAGUUUUCAUUGCUUGGUCUCUGGCUGGGUUAUUGCAGCCUCCCUCCAAAAAAGAGGGGAGGCAUCUUGGUCGCAACCUGAAUGCAAGAAGGUUAGUCAGAGGGAAUACAGUGGUACCUCGGGAUGUGAACGGGAUCCGUUCCAGAGCCCCGUUCGCAUCCAGAAGCAAACAUAACUAGCGACGGCACGUCUGCGCACGCACACAUCGCUUUUUGCCGCUUCUGCGCAUGCGCGUGACGUCAUUUUGAGCAUCUAUGCAUGUGCGAGCGGCGAAACCCAGAAGUAACGCACUCCAUUACUUCCGGGUUGCCACGGAGCACAACUUGAACGCGCUCAACAUGAAGCAUAUUCAACCCGAGGUAUGACUGUAUAUGUGUUUGUGUUUGUCUCAGGCUGCACCUGCUUUGUAUCAAAGUGGCUUCAUACAAGCGUUGUUGGACAUUUGGGUGAAGUCAUCGAAGUCCCAAUUCCUUCAAAACAGAACUGUGAAAGAAAUACUCUGGGGCUAUGAAGAUCCUUUCUUGAAGAAAAUUCCACUUCCAGGAGUUGAAAGGGUUGUUGGCGUAUUCCUUCCUGUACGUAUGUGUCCCAAAAGGGAAAUAAACCACUUGUCUUGGUGCUGGGGGAGAAUGGAAAGGCCCUUAGAAAUCUGAUCUUACAACCAGGCUGGGGAAAAGGAGAGGGUAGGGUCGAAGAAGGGAAGUGUGAAACAACUCAGCUGUGUCUUCCUCGGCUGAGCUUGCUCUUUCUCAGCCUUAAAGUAGCAAACCUUCUCUUUAGGAGCUUGUUCCGCCAUUGCUGGGGGCAGCGGCAAGGAUUGUCCUUCCACAGGCCACCAGGUUGCCUCAGUCCACCCCCGCUGGACUAAACAGUGAUCACGUACUCCAGACCACAAUUCCCAUCAACCUCAGCCAGCAUGUUGGGAAUUGUAGUCCAGCACCAUCUAAAGUCCACCCCAUUGGCUAAUUCUGAUGCAAAAGGAGCAGGUGGUCUCAUUCCAUUAGUGCCCACCCUUGAGAAAUGAAUAGAGUGAUUUUCAUUUCUGUGUCAUCCUGUUGACUGAGGCUUUAAAUUGGACAUUAGUAUUUCAGUAUCUUACUGUGGGUUAUUUUUAAAAGAUGCAAAUUCUUGGUGGUGUCUAACCCAUUUUAAAUAGUUUUGGCAAAUCCAUACUUUAGAAUGGUAUGUCUGCAUGCAAAAAUGUGUAAGAGAUAUAAAUUGAUUGCUAAGAAGCAUGAAAUGAGGAAUGGUGUACAUUUAUUUGAACAUAGAAAAGAACCCUGGGAUUUACCUUCAUUAUCAAACCCGUUUGUACUGAAAAUUGUGUAUUUUCUCUCCUCUCUCAAGUACAAUGAGACAUUGGACGGCCUUUAUAGAAUCCACAAUGGGAAAAAUGACACAAGCAAGACGGCACUCAUCGAGGCUUAUAAAAACAAAACGUAAUGUAUAUCUGAAAAAUGUGCAUAGAUUUUUUUUCAAUGCUUUGUAAAAGAUCCAGUAAUCAUGUACUGUGGAUCCUUUCUCACGUUGCUGUUGCAAACAUCCGUGUCUCUGCAUGCUUUUGCAGCCACCUGUUAGAAAAUUCAGGAUAGAAUAAAGGACUUUCUCACACAGCACAUGGUUGAAAUAUGGAAUUUCCUCCCCAGGAGGCAGUGAUGGCCACCAAUUUGGGUGGCUUUGAAAGAGGAUUGGACAUUGGGGGUAAAGCUAUGUCCUGCCUUGACCGUUGGAGGCCGGAUGCUUCUGAGUGGCCCUUGCAGGGAGGGUGCUGUUGUGCCCAAGUCCUUCUUUCAGGCUUCCCAUGGGCACCUGGUUGGGAAAACAGGAUGCUGACCUUGGGCCAGAUCCAGCAGGUUCUUCUCAGAUUGUUAUUUCGGUGCAGAAAGAUUGAACAUAGGAGAUUGCUAGGCUUGAAACUACUCUAUUGCAGAGAUGUGUUUGACAACACUUGUUCGGGCUAAAUAUAUUCUGUUGGCUUUAUGAGCAGAUACAGGGCCAAGAUGAUUGUCAUUGGGUCCAUAUGCCUCCCUGCCUUGAAGCUAUGGAGGAGAAUAAAACUUGCUACCACCAAGGUUCUGGUGCAAAAAUUAACUUUAAGGGGAUCACUUCUUCUCAGCAUAGGCUACCUCACAAGAUGGUUUUAAAUAUAAAAUCAAAUGUCCUAUGUACACGUUCCUGAGUUCUUUCUUUGGAGGGAGGGAUACAGAUGAGAUUUUAAUUUUAAAAUCUCUGCACUGGUUUGGGCAGUUCUGUUUUGUUAAAUGUUUCACUUAGGCUGGUUUCACAGUUCUUGAAAGAGCAAGUAGUGUAGAGGGCAAUGGGGAAAUAAUCGCCUUGAAGUGGCUUCCCUCACUAACAAGUAAGAUGUAAACACAGCCUCCAAAUGCUAAGGCUCUGGCAGUGAGGAUGCAUAUGUGCCUUCUUGCGAGUAGGCCAUAGAAUCCUAGAACUGUAGAGUUGGAAGGGACCAAGGGGGCCAUCAGGUCCAACCCCCUGCAAUAAUAAAUUAUAUUAUAUAUAUUUAAGGAAGCUUUUAAUGUUUAAUAGACUAUUGUAUUUUAAUAUUCUGUUGGAAGCCACCCAGAGUGGCUGGGAAAACCCAGUGAGAUGGGCGAGGUAUAAAUAAUAAAUUAUAUAAGAUAUAUUAUUUUAUGUGCAGAAAUCUUUUGUCCAAUGUGGGGCUCGAACCCACAACCCUGAGAUUAAGCAUCUCAUGCUCUACUGACUGAGCUCUCCAACAUGCACGACUCCUUUCCAUUUAGCUGUGCCUAAAGCAUGACAUGGGUUGUCCAUGCUUGACAUGGCUGACACCUGCCAGUGUAAGCCAGGCUUGUGAAUCCUGUAGCAGCCCUAGACUCUGGGUUAGGAAACUGCAUAAUUGAAUCCGGCCUUGGAUUGCGUCAGAGAAUCCUUCUAGAAAGAAGGCACUGUGGCAUGAAUCUGACUCCUAUAUUAAUAUAGAAAAAUGUAUAGCAAAAUGGAUCUUUCUUUGAAGUUCUGUCACCUGACCUGCAUCAUCCCCCUUUUUUUCUUUUAAAGCACCCUUUCAUACUGGGCCGGAGGUUGUGCUAUGAUCAAUGGCACAGGUAAGUAAGUGUGGGUAGGUGUAAGCUACUGAUAUUUAGGACCAAUUUCUUACUAAAAAUCUUGAGCCAGAGGGAUAAGAGCUCAAGUCUUCUGCAUUGUCAGUACACUUAAUGGUUCUUCAAUAUGGAUCUGUCUCAGGUUGCCACCAAGCACAUUCCUACAUGUCAUGCACCUUGCAAAGACAGACUCUGUCCUGCAAAUGCAUUGUCAUAUCCAUGGGGUUAUUUGUGGGCUGCCCUGCGGAUCUCUGUAGAUAGAAGGUGGAGCAGCAGAUCUGCCUGUUCCCACAGUUCUGUGCAUGACAAACUGAUGCUCCACACCCUGAAGAGGUUUGCUUGAAAAUAAGGCCAUGGGCGGGGGGGGGGGGACGGACACAGGAGCGCUCUUCUCCAACUUUGGAUUUAGGGGCACAAAAAAUAGUGCUGGUAGGGCCUUCCCCUGGUGAUCAAUUCAAGCGCAUUGAUGAGCACAGAAGGGUUUUUUUAAUUUGUCAAUUUGUAUUCUGCACUGCUGUUUGCAUUGUGUUUUUGGUGGAAUCCACACACACAUAAAAAAUGCUGCAGAGAUCCUUUAUUUUAAGACUUUUAAAAAUACAUUGAAUCUUCCACAGCUCACUGUCGCCUUCUAGUGUCACAUUUGUAUAUUGUACAUUACAACACCUUUAAAAUGUUUAGCUGAGUGUAGCUGUGUAGCUGAGUCCCUAAUGUGCUGUGGCCUGCCCUGAGACUCACUGGUGCAGGGCAAGUAGGAAAAAUAUAACAAAUAAUAUUAAGUAGUACACAAGGUCUGGGGUGAAAGCUUUGAAAGGUCUUCCUGGGCAGAAGCCACUCUGCCAAGAGAAUCAUUACUUUGCUUGAGCUUGUCUCUUCCUCCCUGUUUUGGCUGCUGCUGUUCUCCUAUUACGUGCAGAAAUGCACUGUGAACACGGGAGAUUGGUGACGUUUUAUACCUUAGAUGCCCGGUGAUGCCUCUUAUCCCACAUGCCUCACCUCUAGGAUGUCUUCUUGGUGGGGGAGAGGGAUAGAGAAAAAUGGAGCAACAAGACAACUAAGCUAAAAGCGGACAAGUGCCAAUAAACAAACUUUUUGAGAUUUUAUUGCAGCACCAUCUCUUGGGAGCUCCUGUGUGCUGUGUUUGUCCUUCAGCCAGAUGCACUGGCUGUGCGUUCCCUGCAGGCCAUGGAAGCCUGUGGGAAUUGAAGGAGUGUGUGUUUGUUAUUAGUCAAUGGAGACAGUGCUCCUUAUGCCAUGGGGCUGGCAGCCAUAGCUCUGCUGUGAAAUCACAGAGAAUAUUCAGAUUUAGAUGUGGUCAAAAAAGCUGGUGCUACCUCUGCAGCUCAUUUAUUUCAACAAUCACAAACAGGAACACUUCUUACCCUUGGAAUUGGUUCAGAGUACUUCUGACCUAGAGAAUGGUAAUUGUUCUUACUGUUGGCACCAAUUAUGAGUUGUUAAUGCUCCAGUCAAACAAGUACCCACAAGUCUAGUUCAAUGAAGUAGUAAAGUCCCAUUCACUUAUAGGAAUGAGUCAUCUAGGAAUGCUUAUGAAAUUUCUACUUGGCUGAACUCCACCUAUUUGGGGUUUCUAAAUUACCCAGCCUUAGUUCUUGGAUUGGCACCAAUAAAUUAACCUAGCAUUAUCAGGUGACAUAAGUUUUCUUAUUCUACUGUAGAUUGUUUUCCUGUAGGUGCAUGUUGGGUCAUGAUAGCCUUUCCUCCAAUUUUGUCGGUGUACAUUUGAUUUCCCUCCUCUAUUUUCAAGCCACUAAAUAGCAUGACUGAAAACGUUUGCAGAUAUGAGCAAUUGCUGUCGCUCUCCCUAUAUCCUACAAUAAGGGUGGCUUUGGGUGGUAAGAAGGUAGCACAGUCCCUUCUGUCAUUCUGCAUGGUGUUACCAUUUGAAAUUGGUAGUUGUGCUCAGUGAAUGAUUUCCAAGCACUCUUUACUUGCUUUUCUUAAACACACACCAGGAGGUUGCGAGUUCUCUUACCACAGGUCUUUUUAGUUCCUAUCCUGUGACUAUUUAAGUGCAGGCCUAGGCCCCACACUUUCCCCUCAAAUAAAAUGCCAGUAAAAGACACAAGAGUUGAAGUCAGGCCACAAUUGUAUUGACUACAGAUGAAGAGGCUUGGGAUAGGCAAUGGGUAACCAUUUAUUUCUGACCCACCUGCCAGAAAUGACAUCAGGGUCAACCCAAUAGUGGGAAUUCCUAUGACUUACAUCAAACAGAGGGAUCCCCACAAGGAUCGCUGCUGAGGCCCAAAGACCCUGUCAGGGCAUAUGGACAGAAGCAACUCCUUUAAUGGGAUCCCUUUAAUGGGAUACCCUAUUUUUUUGGGGGGGGGAGCGAGGGUACAACCCCUCCUCCAACCAGGACUAAGGUUACCCAGUGCCUAAACCGCCAAAGUUGUGAUGAUUGCUAUGAGGUAGGCAAAACCUCCAGGCCAUAGCCAAUUUGCCUGAUAGACAAAUUCCUACCUGGCCCCGCUAAUAUGGCGACCGCAGCACCCAUAGCAAGGCCAAUUCAUUAAGUGAAAUAUGAAAUUAAUGGAGUGGGUGGGUGGGUUAAUCUGACGUAGAAGAGCUGGGUGUCGGGGGCUGUUUAAAUCCCCUGGGAGAGGACCCGAGGGAAGUCUGAUUGUUCCUUCAGGCCCUCAGGAGUUGCAGACCAAAGCUUGAUAUUUUUAAACAGCUGGUGAGAAAAACAGUGACAACAUACCUCUGCACUCCUUUCACCAUUUUGUCAUUUGGAGUUUUGAACAAUAGCUCAGUGCCAUACGCAAGAGCAGGCUGGUCAGCAUUUUGAGAGUAAGCACUGCAGUUUUGCUGGGAUGUGUGCUCAUAUUUAAACAAGAGGUAGAUGUGGUAACCUUCAGGUGUUGUGGAUCACAACCUCCAUCAUCCCCAGCCAGCAUGGCCAAUAGCCAGAGAUGAUGGGAGUUGUGGUCCACAAUAUCUGGAGAGCACAAACUCAUUUAAAUUAUUAAAAAGAUCCUACCUAUGUGGACAGAAUGUAUCUCGCCUACUUUUUAUGAUCCAUGUCUCCAGUCAUUGGAUGUCUCCCCUCCUGCCCCCCCCCCCAAGGCAGUGAAGUAGAAAAAUAAGAAAAUAUCUGUCACCCCUAAUCAUUACAAUAACAUGCGAACUGGUCUGUUCAUUAUCCUGUUUCCCUGAUAUCUGGGAUAGCUGAGAGGUGGAAUCAGCCUCACUUGCUAGUCAACAAGAUGUGGGUUGUGUUUUUUUAAAUCCAAGGAAUGAUUUCUUCUUUGCCAUGGACUCUGUGUAACCUUAGAUGACUUUCUGUAUCUUGGCUUCAGGUCAACCAAUGGGUGGUUUCCAAAUUAACUCAGACAAUAUUUUUAAAAGUACCAUUAAAAAGCUUCAGAUCUUGCACUCUAAUGUUAAAAGCCUUGGGAAGAUUUCAGAUGUAUGUUUUUCUUGCCUUCCUCUGAAACAUCUGUCUGCAGUGUCUCUUAAUCCAGUUGCGAAAAUUGGCCAGAUGAGAUAGAUGAACACAAGUGAACUGGCAGCUGAGUUUUGCACUUACAUGUGUGUUGUGCAAACCUGAGCGCAAGCUGGGAAUUUAUAUGAUAUUUCUCAUUUUAUUUGCAGAUGGGGCUUCCUUUCCCCCUUUUGUCCAAAAGACUGCAAGACUUGACUUAUUUUCUUCUGAUAUUUGCAGGUAAAGAGCAUCAUAAAGUCCUUUUCUAUACUUGAGUUAGGAAGGAUAUAAUGAUUAAAAGUUUGUUUUUGUUUUUUAUAUAAAAAAAAAUCUGGCUUAUAGUCAGCUUGGGGUAACACUGAAGAGAACCGACAUUGAUCUGGCAAAGCUUCUGCAUUGUUUGGGCCAAAUUUGGGCAUCAUAUGAGAGAUCAAUGACCAAAUUCUUCCACAUUUUUUUAAGUUAAAGGCAGGCACAGAAGGCCCCAAAUCACACAACUACAGUGCUAUUUGCCAAUAGAAACCGUCCCCCAAAGUUACUAUUUAGCCAUAUGGAAAACUAGUGUGUUAACUCCUCUGGUGCCAUUCUUUUCACCAGUUAUUUUUUAUGGCAGCCCAUCAAAUUUUUGGUCCCACUGUAUCAAAAACUGCUGUGAGGUAGUACUACUGAAGCAAUAUUUCUUCAGGCCUUCCCAGGAGGAAAAUCAUCCAUAAGGGUUGCAAAUUUAAAUUAGCUCUUCAAAUGUGUUCAGGCUUGUUUUGGUCACCUCAUGCGUUUGGAGAGGUGUUGGAAACACAUUGAAAGUAAUGGGCACAGCUUGAAAAUAAUGGGCAGGUUGAAAUCUCUGGCUCGUAUUUUAAUUUUGCAGAUAGCCACCAAAUGUAUGGUAAGUAUAUGGAUAGCAAAUUAGGAUAAUAGAAAUUAUGAAAUUACAGGUGCCUGUAUGUUUGCUCCUAAAUUAAGACGCUACCUUCCUGUCCCACUUCAUAUCCAGAUCCAUCUACAGCAACUUUGACAGUGAACAGACUGUGAAGGACAUCCCACUCUAUCGCUUCAUUGUCCCUCCAGGUGCUUUUGCAUCUCCUCUUGUCAAUCCUGACAACAUCUGCUUCUGCACAGAGAAAGAGAUAUCCCAGAAUUGCACAUUAGCUGGGGCACUGGACAUCAGUUCUUGCAAACAAGGUAUCUGCCUGCAAUUUGAGAUGAGCAAGCUACUGGAGUGGUUAAUAUAAAGAUUUGGAGGUCUGGACAAUAUGAACUUGGGAAGUGGUCCUGCCAUAGGCUGUGCCCUCUGUUGUCCAACUAACAGCUCUUUGGUGAGAAUGGAGGCACCAGGGGCAAGGCUCUGUAUUGGGUCCAAAUUAUGUUACUUGCACUGAGUUCUCACUGAUUUCACUGGAGCUUAAGUCAUGUCUUAAGUUGUCCCAUUAGAUUCAAAAGGAAACCAACAGCCCUUUCUCUAUAGCCAUACUGCUAAAAUGGAGUUGAUCUGUUAAGAGUAAAUCUAUUAAGGGCUGCAUCUGAACUCACUUGCGAGGGCACGUUGUGAUUGAGGCUUUAUAAUGUAAAGCUGAGUAAAAUUCAACAAUGGGGUAAAUUGAAAAAAGAACUGAAAUACUUGUGAGAGUUUUGUUUUUAUCAUUUAAAGUGCAACAGAUUUCAUUCACUGUACACAAACUUUUAAUACUUAAAAUGUACACACAUUCAUACAUCUACAUAUAGGUGUGUGCAUGUGUACACGGAGCAGAAUUCCACAUUGUAAAAGUUUUGCUUGCAUAUAUAACAACCUGUACAACAUUACUCAUAAGAAUUGCAGGUGUGCCUGGACUCCCACUGGAGAAAAGGUGAGAUGAAAAUAAUUUGCAAAGUCUUUCUUUUUUUUUUUUUGAUGUUAAGCCAUGUUAGCAUCAUGAGCUAUACUGGCACUACACAUUCAAAACUUAUAUCUGAUCGUGUGGUGGGGGCAAAACAGACCUGAAUUGUGGUUGAAUAUCAAAGGUUUAUCAUCUGUGGUUGCAUCAUGUUUUUUUACAGUAUAAAUUAAUGUACAUCUAAAUUGUCACUCUUGCACAAUGCAACGUCUUGUGCAAUUUAAGUAGAGAUGUCAUUAUACUUGCCACAAUGCGUACUGUGAGUCCAAAAUCCUUUUCCAACUCAGUUUUUAAAAAUGAGAAUAACUCAAGGACUUCUGCCUUUUCUUUCCUCACCACCUGCAUACCUUUCAGCCCCCUCCACCUCUUACCCAAUUAACCUGACCACUGUUGGCACUCUGGCAGCUGCAAGCAUGAAGAAAAUGGCCUUCAGUUCCAUUCUGAGCCCCUGGCAUGCUGCUGCAUAGGGUCUGUUUGGCUGGCGGCCCCUGGAACAGAUGUAGUUUUCCCCAUAUAGGCUGAGUAGCAUGGUUUUUAGCAUGCUAGGCGCUAGAAAGAGAAGGGCUUACUGCCGUGGGAUUGUACUGAUGUUUUUUCUCCUCUUCCUCCGCAGGAAAACCUGUAUAUGUCACACUCCCCCACUUCCUCUAUGCAAGUGAAGAAAUUGCUCAAGGCGUUGAAGGCUUGCACCCAAAUCCACCUGAGCAUAUGACCUUUUUGGAUGUAGAGCCAGUAAGUGAUCACACUGUACCCUUUCGCUCUCUCCCCCUACCUAAGUGCCUCAGUUCUGUCAUUUAGAAAAACUAGGAUUUGGCUUGCAGUAGAGCUCAGAUUGAUAUCCUUUACAUGCAUAACUUAAACAUAACUUAAAUGUAGCCCCACAAAGGGGGUGAGGUGGGAUCUCAGCAUCUUUUGUCUUGUCACACAGGAUUUUGGCACCAGCGCUCUAGUGCAGUAGCAGCCUGUAACUUAUGGAUACUGCAUGUGAUCUUGGGAUUAACUUUUGGGGUUCGUGAAAGAGUGGCCAGAGUGUUUGCCUCAGGAAAAGCUCCCUGAGGGACCUGUUGUUGCCAGAUGUUUCUGAAGCUGGGCAGGGCCUAGUUUGCUUCAGCCAUGUGAGACAAGGGAGAAUUAUUCUCCACUCUUGGCAGAGGUCUCCCCUGCCUCCCCUGCCCCAUUUCUUGAUAUCAAAGAACAUAGGAACCUACUUUAGACCAAGUGAGACAUCUAGCUCAGUCCUGACUACGCCGCCUGUGUGCAGCUCUCCGUGGUUUCAGGUGCGGAAUAUUUCAAGCCCUAACUGGCAGUGCCAGAGAUUGGACCUGCACACAAAGUCCUUCCCAUAUUGAACAAAAGCCUGAUACAAAUCUUAAAGGGAAAUGUCUUAAAAUUGGCUGCCAUCACUUUAGGGCCGAAUUUUGCACUGUGGGCUCAUGCACACCUCCUCUUGUGUGGGGCGGGAAAGCCCAUGUCCUGCAAGCUGGACCAGGCAUGGCAGCCCUCCUCCCUGUCACAGCACUUCCAGGCCAGCAAUGCAGAUGGGAUGGGGGGGUUCACUGCCUGUGUUGCCCCACCCAGCACCGCACAGGGGCAUGGGGGGGGCAAGUGAGUGCAGGUUUGGGAGCAUUUAGCCCUGGGAGGUUUGAAUAUAACCCUCAGGUCAAACAAGGACCUAGCUACUUUGAUGUAACUCAUGUGGAAUCAUGAUAAAUGGCCUCUGUUCAAGGUGUUGCAGCUAGGACUUCACUCUUCCCAAAAGAAAAAGUGGACUGAAACACAGCCCUCCUUCAAAAUUCUUCAUAGCUCUUCUCCAGGUUUUUGCAAUGUAGUUCUCUUGCCAAGUAUUGUCUACAGAAAUGCAUAUACGACAAUUAAGUCUACAUAUCAAUGCAUAUAUUGCCAAAAGCAUCUUAAGGACGCAUUAUAGUUGGGGAAAUUGCAUGCAAACAUGUAUAUUAGGAGAAAUUUGCACAUAAAUGCUGACAAACAUUCAUGAGAGUUUCAAAAUGCUGUGGAAAUGUGAAAAACCAGAACUAAGACUGGAAAAAUGAGCAACUAGGGAAAUCUGAAAUUGCAGUGGUGCUGUGAUUGCCAAUGUCUAGUUGCAGCUAAAGAUAAAUCAUGUAACUUUGGCCAUUUCCUGUUCAGCUACUCUUAUAAUAGGAAAUGCUCUAAUUUUGGAUCCAAAUAAAAACAUGUUACUGUAUUUUAAUGCUGCUAAUUACUAGUGCCCCCCCCCGCCCCCUCAGCAUCAAUUGUUCAUGGCACUUCAUAUUUAUUUGUGUUGUGUUUUUUAGACCACAGGGUUUACACUGCAGUUUGCCAAAAGACUGCAAAUCAAUUUGUUGGUGAGGCCUACUACAAAAAUUACGUAAGUUGCUGUUUUAAUUGAAUUAAAAAGUAGUGCAUGUGCUUCUCUGUAAAUUCUCAGUGUUGGGUUUGUAAGUCCCUCUGCAUACUUGAACCUGAUCAUUUCCAGGGGUGGACACUUUGUUCCUCAACAUGUUAUGGAUACAGUAGAAAUUACCACUCAGUGUAUGUCUGGACAGUUAAUUCCAAUUUGUAGCAUGACAUAACUGGACCCAACUCUAUCCCAGGUCCCCUGCAAUCUAAGGUAGAGUUUAGAUGACAAGGAAAAAGACAGAGGUUUCCUGGUACUUCACUCCUUUCUGAAGAAUACACAGUAUUCAAGUCAAUAUUAUUGGCUUGAAUAGGAAUGGAGAGAAAUCAGAUACAGUUUCCAGUUAAAGCCAGACUUGCUGAAGUUGCACUUUCUGAAGCAAUACACAAACCAAAGCACGUCCAUCCUGUGAUGGCAGCAGGGGCUGAUGGGAGUUGGAGUCCAGCAACAUCUGUAGGGUACCCAAUUGGCUCCUGCUGCUUUAGAUUUUCUACUGAAGAUGAAACUUCAGAAAUAACUUCUAUUCCUGCUUAAUGCAACAUUGUUUUGAGGAAAACAAAAGGAAAAGCAUCACAUGUGCUCUGGACAUCUGUAGCUUCCCACCAGACAUGCUGAAGUGAAAUUUUGGGAGAAUCUUUUUUUUUUAGGUUUUAACUUGGUGAGAAAUGUGAGGAAAUUUGUGACAAGUCAUAUAGUUCUUUUCUUCCAUGCUGCCUUGAAGAAUAUUCAGGUCUAUCCUUAGGACAGCACACAAUAGUGACAAUAUUGUCUAAAAUGCAAUAGGAAAUACAGAUCAUUCUCUUUAGGGCUGGUUCAUACUGGGCUGGUUCCAAUGAUCAUAGCCAUAUAUGUAUGCAAAUAAUUUAAUAAUUUGGUUUAUUAGAGAGAUGAAUGAGUCUUUUGCCUGGUCACAGGACCUUUGCUCCUCCCUUCGCAACACAAUCAAUCAAACCAAGAAACCUCUGGAACCUUAGUCUCCUCUUCUGUCCAAAGCAGGGAACUAUGGUUACCAGCCUCAGACACUAAGGUUAGAGUUUUUAUGGUUUGAUGGCUCACACUGUGAAAAGGGUAUGUGUGUGGGCUUUUAAUUAUUAUUAAAGACUGCUUCAUAAGAUGUGAUCAUCUGAACAUAUCAGGAUGCAUGUAGUUCUUUUUAGGUUUAUUCCUGUUGAACAUGCAAAAACUGCUGCAUAAAUGCUAUUCUGACUUACGGAUCUUUGCCCAAUUUUUUCAUUCUAAUUAUAUUUUCAUAUGUUUUAUUGCAGCGCCCUAAAACAGGUCAAGUUGCCAUUUCUCUUUCCUAUUUUGUGGCUGAAUGAGGUAAAUUCUGUUUGUUGUUCUUCUCUGUUGCUCUUCAUUAGUUAUAUAAGUACUGUUGUAACUCGCUAUUCCUACCCCUUUAAAAAUGUUGGCCAAGACUUCCUUUCUAUCACAAUUUAAUCUAUAUACUAUGCUUGUCCUACUUCUUUAGUGUUGACGAGUUCCAUGGGUGCAACAGUGGUGGAAUUUAGUUUUUAAUAUUUGAGGUUAUUUGCAGCUGAGGCACUGGCAACAGCAAAUCCACCUGCUCCCCAUCAGAUCUCCAGAGGAGCAGCAGCUGCUCCCAAGGACACUCUCCUGUGUGUCUCUCUGAGGCCUCACUCAGAGUAAAGCUUCUUCCCAAAAUUCUUUCUACUGUGUUUUCUGCUUAGACUUGCUUGCAAUGUGGCUGGAUAUAUGGAGAAAUAAGUCUGAGUCAUUAUCUUCAAGUGUCGCCUUGGGCCACUUUUCUGUUGCUUCCCAAAUGGAAGAUGUGCCUUGCAAACUUCACUGCAUGAGAAAUGCCUAAAGCAGGCAUGGCCAUAGCUAACAAGACCAGUGGUCAGGGAUGAUGGGAAUUGUUGCCCCCAAAUAUCUGGAGGGCCAAGUUUGGCCAUGCCUGGCCUGAAGUCAUCCUGGCUCCAUUAACACUCUCCAAUCCAGCCUGCCGUAUCCCAACACCAUUGGGUGAACUGAAGUGGCACAAUCUUGGAUGGUGUCCCUUCCCUUCAGGGGCUCAUCUUUUUUGAAUGCUUUGUGUUGUAAACCAGCUACCCUAUUAGAGUUGUUUACCACAGCCUUCUCCUCUGUGUUUGGCUACCCCAGCUGUCUUGCCUGCUUGCCUGCCUGCCUGUCUUAUCUAUCUGGUCCCCUUCAGAAAUUGCUGAAUUACAUGAUCCUUAAUCCUUGGCCAUACAGGCUGGAAGUCCCAAAAGUGCCUGAAGGCCAACGCUGCUGUAGAGCACCUGGGUUCCCAGGGUGUGGCCUUGAGACCAUCACUUUGUUGACUAAGCAGGUGUGAGUCUGGGUCAUUGCCCAGAUGGGAGGCCUCCUGGAAACCACAUUCCCAAAGGAAUGACUUCAAUCAAGAAGAUAGAAGACAUUUAUCUUGCACUGCACUAUGUGCAGCAUGUGUUGGUAAAACAUUUUGAGCAAUGUAUGCAUAACCACUUAAGUCCCUGACUCUCUUCUUGCACGCACUCCUGGGUGGGGAAUCUGCAACGCAUGAGUCUGUAUAGGCCCACUGAGCCUCCCCAGUUGUCCUUCAAUGCUGUAUUCACUGAGCCAAACCCACCUGCCCAUCAUGAUGCCGGGUGUGGGGCAGGUAAAAACCUGAUGGCCACGAGCAGGUUUGCAGGCCUUAGGUAGCACUUUGAAAGGGGCUUCUGAAGAUGUGACAAUCAGCUGGUUGUUGUUCCACCUCCUUCUUUCACCAUUCCAUUCCAUUUAUUAUUAUUUUUAUGCAAUGGAACUGGGUGUAAUCAGGGAUGUAAGCAGGUUCCUUUUCAUAGAUCCAAGAUGGAAAUAACUUGACAUUGCAGUUUCCACAUGUGGGGAGGAAACUGCUUGUGGACUUCUGUGUGGAAUAAUGUUGCUCUUGGUCUCCCUCUUCUUCCUCCAGACGGCCAUUAUUGAUGAUAAGAAAGCUGAGUUUUUCCGAGAGAAAGUGACCAAUAAGAUCAAGCUUCUGCAUCUGUUGGAAGCUGUGCUCAUCAUUGCCGGCAGCGUGAUGUUCCUUGGAUUCCUCGUCUCGUUCUUAGUAUGCCGAGCGCAGAAAUCAAAAUAAGUAAGGAAACAGGACUCUGGCAGGAUUUCCUUUGAUGAUUAUUUCUGAGAUUCUUUGGCUGAAAUAAUUCCAGCAAUUGAGCACCCACAGUUCUGUGUAUAUGAGACCAUUUUGCACAUGUCGAAGGCAAGGCUUGGAAAAAGAUGUAUUGAUUUUUAUCAAGCAAAUCUAUACCUUGGGUGAACAUUAAAUGUGCUGCUACUCUGAUUCCAGACACCGGUUGGUAUAUCCAAUGAAACUGUACUGUCAAUAGCAGAUAGCUUUUUAGAAGGGUUGUACAUAGAUGGUGCUCAGAAAUGAAACUUCCAGUGGCCUCUUGGGCUCCCAAUAUCCUUAUGCAGUGGCUUAAGGCUUAGUGUGUGUCUUCACACAAUCCUCUUAAAUUUCAGCUUUAAAUAAGCAUACAUUUAAAAACAUAAUGCAAGAAAUACAUUUUUUACCCAUGAAUCCAAAUUUGCUGCAGUUUUCCAGUGAGUUUACAUUAAUGGGAAGCUGGAAAACUGAAGCAAAUUCGGAUUUGCUGGUAAAAAUCACAAGUUUUGCCUCCAGAUGGUUGCUUCCAAACCUACCCCUCUCUUGCCCUCACCACUCCCUUCGGGAAAUCCAUAUAGACCAGCCUUGGUCCCUAGGAGUUGUUGGACUACAACUUCUAUCAUUCAUAGCCAGAAUGGCCAGUGAUGAUGGGAGUUGUAGUCAACAACAUCUGGGGACCCAAGGUUGAGAAAGGCAUUAAUAUAGAUAGUAGUAGUUGGUCCUGGAGCACUGCUUUCCUGACCUCCCAUCCACUGGGCUUGAGGCAGCAGUGAGCUUGGCAUGGCGGAAGUGCACCAGUGGGAGCACCAGAUCCACGACUGCAUUUGCACUGUGCCAGCCUUGCCACUCCCCCUCCUGGUAAGCCACAGCAAUGACAGUGAUGGGAAGUCGGGCAAGCAGUGUUGCCCCAUCAACCACUACCAACAGCCACUGACUCCAGCUCCUGAGAUAUGUGGGGCGGACCAUCUCCAGCGCUCCAGGCUUUGGCCUAUAAGAAGUGUUGACAUUCAUAGUUCUGUCGCUGAAUUUUCACAUCAUGCUAAGUCAUGGUUUACUGUUAAUACGCAGAUCACUUCUGCUAUGCUUCCCCCUAGCAGAUAGUGGAAGCAAACCCACCCCCACCCCUUGGCUUAGUGUUACAUCUGACCUGGGGACUGGGGUGCCAAAUGACCCAUGCAUGGCAAGCCAAGAACAAAUAUUGGCUUCAGAUCACAAUUCCCAAUUCAGAUGUAAUGCUUAGUCAAGAAUUGUUGUCUUCGCUCUCGCUUUUUAUCGGGGAAGAGUGAUGUGGGAGAGAUCUGCAUAUUCAUAGGAAAACAUUUACUAUGACGCAAAAAUCCAGCCAUUGUCCUCUCCCCAAAAGUCAGAAACAUACUUAACAGAGUUUGCCUAUGGUAUGAAGGCCCUGUGCAAUACAAGUUUCAAAAAAUUACAGAAAGGUUACUCCUUUCCCCAAGGAAUGUUGCUUUUCACAUUAAGUGGGUUUCUAUCUUUAGCUCAAUUAAUACAAUGCAAAGGAUGCUAUCUGAUGCUUCUGAUAAACGAUCAAAAGGCCUUUAUGGUUCUAUUAUAGAACCACAACCUCUGCUGUGAUAUGUCUGCUAAAGCCUUCCAUGAGAAAUUGAUCCAGAUACCCUGGAUCUGCUGAACUAACUUGGGGUGAUUUCUGUUCUCAGGUAUCAAGCUACUUCAGGUAUCAAGCUACUGCAGAUGUAG